AUUGUAUCCCGUAAAUUCGUUUCAAAUCGAGGAUUUUUUAAUCAAGCCAAGGCUAAGAAAGCAAGAUGGCGGCUCGCAAGAUGUCAGGACUUUCUAAGACAGUUCGUGAAUUGCGCAUCCACCUUUGCCAAAGAUCACCAAGCAGCCAAGGAGUGAGGGAUUUUGUAGAACAGCAUUACAUUGGUAUAAAAAAUGCAAAUCCAGACUUACCAGUUUUGAUCAGAGAGUGUAGUGGAAUUCAACCAAAGUUAUUUGCACGAUUUGAUUUUGGCAAAGAGAGUAGUGUAUAUUUAACAGAUAAAUCAAGCAGUGAAGUUUUACAAGCUGUAGAACAAAUUUCAAAGGAGCAAAAGUGAUUAAUGUGAGCAUGUUGCUGUGUUUAGAGUGAAAGUUACAAAUCACAAAUGAUAUAAAGCUUCAUUUUCUUUGCCCAGAACAAUACUUUUGAUGCAAGUUAUAUGUUGCAUGCUUGUAUCUUUCUCCAUAAUUAAUGACUUUGUAAAUGAUGAGAAAUUGUUGACUGAAUUUUAUUAAACAUCUGUGAUGAC
Messenger RNA from Rhopilema esculentum, 548 nucleotides. Its product is annotated as NADH dehydrogenase [ubiquinone] 1 alpha subcomplex subunit 2. Gene Ontology annotation, cellular component: respiratory chain complex I. NCBI's taxonomy places the organism in Eukaryota, Metazoa, Cnidaria, Scyphozoa, Rhizostomeae, Rhizostomatidae. The record is from RefSeq and is a predicted model, not a curated record.